AUGGCGACAGAAAAGAAAGAAGCACCGGUAAGGGUUCUCCAAAAAGUUUCCAUUUUGUAAUCCUCGAACUUUUUCAGGUUCUGAAUGCAACUGUCGAGGAGCCGCUUGAUUUGUUGCGGCUUAGUUUAGAAGAACGCGUCUACGUCAAAAUGCGCAGUGACCGAGAGGUUUUUUUGUUCGUUGAAGAUUUUUUUCUGAAUAAGUCAAAAGUUUUUUUCAUCAGAGGUAUUUCUCAAAUACCUCACUUUACUUUUUACUAAGUUAAAAAAAUUGAAGAAUAACAUGUAUUUCAUACGUUUUUAGCUUCGUGGUCGCCUGCACGCCUUUGAUCAACACUUGAAUAUGGUCUUGUCGAAUGUGAGCUUGAGUUGAAGAAAACGAAUUUUAUUGGGGCUUUGAACACAGGUAGAGGAAGUGGUGACGACGAGGGAAGUGGACGAGGAGUCUUACGAGGAAGUCUAUCGUCAGACCAAACGCACAGUUCCAAUGCUGUUUGUUCGUGGCGACGCCGUCAUACUUGUUUCACCACCUAUUCGUGCGUCCUAA
Messenger RNA from Caenorhabditis auriculariae, 546 nucleotides. The record is from the annotation of a GenBank genome assembly. Lineage: Eukaryota; Metazoa; Nematoda; Chromadorea; Rhabditida; Rhabditidae.